AUGGAAAUUGGGGAGGGAGAUACGAUACUUUUUUGGCACCAUUGGUGGAUUGGAGACAAGAGCCUCUCGGUGAUGUUCCCUAGAUUAUUUUAUCUUAGCAACAACCAAAGAGGCACCAUCAAGAGCAUGGGAGAUUGGGUCGACGAGAAGUGCGAAUGGAAGCUCUCCUGGAACCGUGAACUGUCGGGAAGAGACCUUGAACAGGCCAACACUUUGCAUUCUCUCAUCAACAGAGCUCGUGCAAAUGCUGCUGCCAAAGAUGGUUGGAGAUGGAAACCGUCUCCCAAUGGUUGUUUCUCCGUCAAAACGGCGUACAAGGUUCUAUGCUCUGAGAAAAAUCCUACAGUCCAUCCUCACGAAGACAACAUCUGGUCGCUGAUUUGGAAGGCUGCAGUCCCAUUCAAGACUAGAACCACAGCUUGGCGGAUUUUGAAAGGAAGACUGCCUACAUGCGAUGAACUCCAAAAACGUCAGGUCAGUUUUCAAAAUGCAGAUAUUUUGUGUGGCUUCUGCAAAGUGAAAGAUGAAACCAUUAAUCAUACAUUUUUUGAGUGCUUUAAAGCCGAUGAAGUUUGGAAAGAAAUUUUGCGGUGGAUUGGCAAACAGACAACAAUGAAUCAUAAGGCUAAGGAGCAUCUGUUGGCCUUUAUAAAUCUUGGAAACAAGGAUGACAGCCAUUUUCUUCUUGUGGUUUGGUUAUGCACGAUUUGGUGCAUCUGGAAAGAGAGGAAUGUUUGUAAGUUCAACCAAGGCGUGUGGAGGAAAGAGAAGUUGGUUGCGGAGAUCAAAACAAGGAUUUGGGGGUGGAUGGAGGCUUUCAAAAUGCAGCGUAUCACUUCAGAUUUUAGGCGAUGGUUUACAGAGGCAAAAUUACAUGGUUAG
Salvia miltiorrhiza (redroot sage) is the source of this 882-nucleotide messenger RNA. RefSeq lists its product as uncharacterized. The transcript has a single exon. NCBI's taxonomy places the organism in Eukaryota, Viridiplantae, Streptophyta, Magnoliopsida, Lamiales, Lamiaceae. The record is from RefSeq and is a predicted model, not a curated record. The coding region runs from base 1 to 882 and encodes 293 amino acids.